This is a messenger RNA of Striga asiatica, 1415 nucleotides long. The record is from the annotation of a GenBank genome assembly. NCBI's taxonomy places the organism in Eukaryota, Viridiplantae, Streptophyta, Magnoliopsida, Lamiales, Orobanchaceae.
AAAAAAUGUCUGGCGCACAUCAAAGGAUAUAUAAACCAGCUGUUCAUGACCAUCAUACCCAACGCCACCGCUCCCCCGCAGUCGAGAUGACCUCCGCCGCACCUCCGCCGUCUUCCGGCCGCUCUGUUUUCCUCGGCGUGGACGUCGGCACCGGAAGCGCUCGUGCAGGUUUAUUUGACAAUGAUGGACGACUUUUAGGUUGUUCUAGUAGUCCUAUACAGAUUUGGAAAGAAGGUGACUGUGUUGAGCAAUCUUCGACCGAUAUAUGGCUUGCUAUUUGCACAGCUGUCAAAGCAGCGUGUGCUCUUGCAAAUGUUUCUGGAAGUGAAGUUACAAGUUUGGGUUUUGCAGCUACUUGUUCUCUGGUUGCUGUUGAUUAUGAUGGAGAGCCCGUGACAGUAUCGUGGAGUGGCGACACGAGGAGAAAUAUUAUAGUGUGGAUGGACCACAGAGCUGUAGAACAAGCGGAGAGAAUUAAUUCUUCCAAAUCGCCAGUUUUGGAAUAUUGUGGUGGGGCCGUGUCCCCUGAGAUGGAGCCACCCAAGCUUCUGUGGGUCAAAGAGAAUUUACAAGAGUCCUGGUCGAUGGCAUUUAGGUGGAUGGAUCUCAGUGACUGGUUAUCAUAUAGAGCAACUGGAGAUGAUACUCGGAGUCUGUGCACAACAGUCUGCAAGUGGACUUAUUUAGGUCAUGCGCACAUGCAACAGGUCAACGAGACAGAUUCUCGUGACAUGGAAGCUCUCGGUUGGGAUGAUGAGUUCUGGGAGGAGAUCGGUUUAGGUGAUCUUGUGGAUAGCCAUCAUUCAAAGAUUGGACGAAGUGUAGCUUUUCCUGGGUACGCUUUGGGUUCUGGUCUGGUGGCUGGGACACCUGUCGGGACAUCCUUAAUCGAUGCUCAUGCAGGUGGGAUAGGUGUGAUGGAAAGUGUGCCUGUGACAGAUAGAGAGAUAAAAGAAAAUGACGGGGAAGAAAUAUGUCAUCGAAUGGUAUUAGUAUGUGGAACUUCCACUUGUCACAUGGCUAUUUCCAAGACCAAAUUGUUCAUUCCAGGCGUAUGGGGACCAUUCUGGUCAGCUAUGGUACCUCAGUAUUGGCUGACAGAAGGAGGUCAGAGUGCAACUGGGGCACUACUCGAUUACAUAAUAGAGAAUCAUCUUCUGAAUGAGAUAUUGGAAUCAAUGAAGAAAGAAUCAGGAAGUCCGUUUAUUGCUUCUUUGACUGCUGAUAUUCAUGUCCUUCCCGAUUUUCAUGGAAACAGAUCUCCCAUUGCAGACCCAAUAUCGAAAGGGGUGAUAAGUGGCUUAACUCUUGAUGCAAGCGAAAAACAGCUGGCGCUUUUGUACCUUGCCACAUUACAGGGUAUAGCGUACGGGACGAGGCAUAUUGUCGAGCAUUGCAAUGCCCACGGACACAAA